CUGUUUUCCACAGUGGUUGCACCAUUUUACAUUCUCACCAGCAGUGCAUAGGAGUUCCAGUGUCUCCACAUAGGAGAAUUCAUGAAAAGUUUCCACAAUGGUUGGCUCAGCUCUCAGGAGAGUUUCCCGUGCAUGUGUCUACCUGGUGAGCAAGGCCAGUCAAGUCUCCAGAGGACAUUGGCAUCAGACCUGGGGCUCAAGGCCUGCUGCAUCAGAAUUUGCUGCCCAAGGAGCUCCAGGUGGCGUGGUGGAGCUGCUGGGCAAAUCCUACCGUCAGGAUGACUACACCAAUCUCACCCAGAAGGUCUUCUCCAGGGUUGGCCGAAAUCUGCACAAUCAACAGCAUCACCCUCUGUGGCUGAUCAAGGAGAGGGUGAAGGAGCACUUCUACAAGCAGUACAUGGGCCGGUUUGGGACCCCGCUGUUUUCGGUCUAUGACAACCUUUCUCCAGUGGUCACAACCUGGCAGAACUUUGACAGCCUGCUUAUCCCAGCUGACCACCCCAGUAGGAAGAAGGGGGACAACUAUUACCUAAAUCGUACUCAUAUGCUGAGAGCACACACAUCGGCACACCAGUGGGAUUUGCUGCAUGCAGGGCUGGACGCCUUCCUGGUGGUGGGUGAUGUCUACAGGCGUGACCAGAUUGACUCUCAACACUAUCCUGUGUUUCACCAGCUGGAGGCUGUCCGGCUCUUCUCCAAUCAUGAGGUGAGUCUUGAGAUGUUUUUCUUCGUUGAAGGACAUCAUGGACAUUUAAUGUUGAGGUCACUAAAGUUUAUGUCAGUGAAAUCAGUAUAG
Messenger RNA from Carlito syrichta (Philippine tarsier), 799 nucleotides. RefSeq names its product phenylalanine--tRNA ligase, mitochondrial-like. Gene Ontology annotation, cellular component: mitochondrion; cytoplasm. Gene Ontology annotation, biological process: phenylalanyl-tRNA aminoacylation. Gene Ontology annotation, molecular function: tRNA binding; phenylalanine-tRNA ligase activity; ATP binding. NCBI's taxonomy places the organism in Eukaryota, Metazoa, Chordata, Mammalia, Primates, Tarsiidae. The transcript has 2 exons. The coding region runs from base 98 to 799 and encodes 233 amino acids. The record is from RefSeq and is a predicted model, not a curated record.